AUGUUGGUCCCGCUAUUUACUCUCGGAAUUCUCUAUGCCCUUGUAUUUCUGGGUCGACGAGAAAAAGAUCUUCCGCCUGGACCACCAACCAUACCAAUUGUAGGGAAUGCCCAUCUGAUACCACGAAAGGGAGCACAUUUUACAUUUAUUGAGAUGGCCAAGGAGUAUGGUGGCAUGUUCUCACUCAAAAUCGGCUCCAAUACUCUUAUCAUUCUGAGCGAUCGACGAAUUAUCAAAGAGGUGCUAGACAAAAGCAGCUCCGUAUCAAGCAAUCGACCAAAUCUAUCAGUGGCUCAUACAAUCACGGGUGGUGAUCAUUUGCUCUUUAUGGAUUCUGGGACAGAAUGGAGACUCUUCCGAAGAUUGUUGCACCAGGAAUUCAUGUCAUCGCGAUGCGACAACCUCCACAUCCAAACACAAAACGCGGAGGCUGUUCAGAUGCUACGGGACUUUAUAAUCUAUCCGGACCAAUAUAUGCUGCAUGCCAAACGCUUUAGCAAUAGCAUUAUCAUGAGUCUCCUCUUCGGGAUGCGAACGCCAACCUUUGAUACGCCACACAUGCAAAAGCUCUACCGAUUAAUGGACCACUGGUCUAAAAUCAUGGAGAUCGGAUCCACGCCACCGGUAGAUGUUUUCCCAUUGCUUAAAUUUAUCCCCGAACAAUUUUUAGGGAACUGGAAAUCACGAAGUUUGGAGGUACAACGUGAAAUGGUCGAUCUCUAUGGAGAAAUUGUGAGACAUGUCAUGCACCGCUGGAAGACAUCUGGUGGCCGUGGGUGUUUCAUGGAUAACGUUUUGGACCAAAAUGGGAAAUUGGGACUCAACGAUCACCAGCUUUAUUUCCUCGGUGGAGUAGCCUUGGAAGGUGGAUCCGAUACCUCUUCUUCUGUUAUCAACACUUGCAUGCAUGCUUUGGUCCAGUGGCCUGAGAUCCAGAAGAAAGCUCAAAGAGAGAUUGACGGCUUUGUUGACGAGACCCGGACACCUGUCUGGUCCGACUUUGCUAAACUGCCUUAUGUCACACAGGUUGUCAAGGAGGCGCAGAGAUGGCGUCCAGUGGGUGGACUUGGCAUACCUCGUGUUCUCACUGAGGACUACUGGAUCGACGGCAAAUUCUUACCCAAAGGAGCCACCAUCAUGACGAAUCUGUGGGAAUUGCAUCAUGAUGAAAAGCGAUAUGCAAAUCCAGAUGUCUUUGAUCCGGACCACUACGCUGGCUAUACAAAGUUGGCACCUGAAUAUCUCACCGCCAGUGAUCCUGUGGCUCGAGAUCAUUAUGCCUACGGGAACGGACGCCGGGUGUGUCCCGGAAUACACCUUGGCGAGCGGAACAUCUUCUUGGGAAUCUGCAAACUCCUCUGGGCUUUUGAGUUUAAGAAGGCAGUCGACGAAAACGGAAACCCCAUUGAGACUGAUAUUAAUCCGACUACUGCGUACAGUGAAGGGUUUAUAAUCUCUGCAAACAACUUUCCUUGCCAAAUCAUACCCCGCUCUGAGAAGCGCAAGGAGACGAUAAUGCGCGAGUUCGCUGAAUUGGAGCAUGUAUUCUCAAAGUAUGAAACGGUAUAA
Messenger RNA from Penicillium subrubescens, 1569 nucleotides. RefSeq names its product cytochrome P450. The record is from RefSeq and is a predicted model, not a curated record. Gene Ontology annotation, molecular function: oxidoreductase activity, acting on paired donors, with incorporation or reduction of molecular oxygen; iron ion binding; monooxygenase activity. Lineage: Eukaryota; Fungi; Ascomycota; Eurotiomycetes; Eurotiales; Aspergillaceae. Bases 1 to 1569 code for a protein of 522 amino acids. The transcript has 5 exons.